Bombyx mori (domestic silkworm) is the source of this 953-nucleotide messenger RNA. RefSeq names its product cuticular protein CPFL family 1 (gene CPFL1). The transcript is spliced from 2 exons. The coding region runs from base 40 to 816 and encodes 258 amino acids. NCBI's taxonomy places the organism in Eukaryota, Metazoa, Arthropoda, Insecta, Lepidoptera, Bombycidae. The record is from RefSeq and is marked provisional.
AUUCAGUAGCCUUCGCGCAGUCCACUACAGAAGUGCACGAUGAGAGUUCUGAUCCUAGCCGCCGCCUUCCUCGCCUCCGCCGCAGCCGUUCCCUCGGGAGCGCUGCUGGCCGGACACUACAGCCACGGACUCGUUGCCCACGGCCUCGGAGCCCACGGCCUCGCAGCCCACGGCCUCGGAGCCCACGGCAUUGCAGCCCACGGCAUCGCAGCCCACGGCCUGGCCCCUGCCGCCCCCACCAUCUCCGCCGGAGACAUCCACGGCGCCGCCAUCGACGCUCACGUUGAGGCCUCGGACCACGUCCGCGCCGCUGCCGACGCCGCCCGUGAACAGCACGACCAGGCCGCCGAGAUCCACGGCCAGGCCGUCAACGCCGCCGUAGACCACUCCUGGCAGGCGGUCGACGCUGUCAAGACCGUUGAGGCUAAGCUGGACGGUGCCGCCGCCGGAGCCGCCCCCGUUCUUGCCAAGCAACUGGUCGGUCACGUAGCCGCCCCCGUGGUCGCCCACGCUGCCUAUGGCGCCGCUCCCGUUGUCGCCCACGCUGGUUAUGCCGGAGCUCACGCAGCUUAUGGCGCUCCAGUGUUCGGACAUGCCGCGUACGCCGCUCCCGCCAGCAAGACUGUGGUCUCUCAGUCUCUGACCCAGUCCCAUCCCGCUCAGAUCGCGCCUCUGCUCGCCUACGCCGGUCACGGUCUCGACUAUGCUCACGGUCUAGACUAUGGUCACGGACUCGACUAUGCUCACGGACUCCCCCACGGACUCCCCCACGGACUCCCCCAUGGACUCCCCCACGGACUCGCUCACGGAUGGUAAACUGUGAUAUUAACUUUAGACGCCAAAUUACCUAAUACUCAUUUCUGGAAUUGUAAAUAAUUUAAAAAUAUACAGGCAAAUGGAGGCGAGGAUGUGUGUGAAUAAAUGAAAUAGUAAUUUUAUUAUACAAUAACAUA